Penicillium coprophilum is the source of this 1077-nucleotide messenger RNA. RefSeq lists its product as uncharacterized. The coding region runs from base 1 to 1077 and encodes 358 amino acids. NCBI's taxonomy places the organism in Eukaryota, Fungi, Ascomycota, Eurotiomycetes, Eurotiales, Aspergillaceae. The transcript is spliced from 7 exons. The record is from RefSeq and is a predicted model, not a curated record.
AUGCACAAAUGGUUGCGGACACUGCCCCAAUUCGAAAUGAACUGGAACCAGCUGCCGACGUUGUUUAUUGAGCAACUUGAGGCGGCAAACUGGGAAUCGCCGCAGCUUCAUGGGAUUUCCAAUGGCGCUCAUGUUGCCGGUCCACAUCGCAGAGUUAGUCCCGCCUGGAUGACUGGGGGCCAGCGAAUGGGCUAUGGUUAUAACUUGGUGGACAAUGCCGAGGAACACUCACCAAAAGUCCAGUCCACUUUCGAAAGGGAAUUGGCAAAGAGACACUUCGGAGCCCAGCCGACGGUCUCCUAUGAGCAAAAGCCCUACCAAUACCAAGGGAAACCCCAUUUUGACCCCAACGAUUUCGAGGCCAUUCAGUUCGAGGUAAUAGUCACGCACCGCUGGCAGUGGAUGUGGCUGGUGAAGGAAUGGGUGCAGGGGAAGCCUGCCGUGAAAGCUCGGAACCGCGCGCAACACAUUGAGUCGCCAAUCUCUGCAAAAACGCCUAGUUCUGCAAAGAGCUUUUAUAUCGAAGACGUCGACGAAACGCUCUUAAGUCGAUGGGCGAAGGCCAGCCGGUCCACACGAAAACCACCACAGCCGGACAAGUACCACGAUUCAACCUAUGGGCGCAAUGCCAGUACUUCAGAUGCCUCACCGCUUGGCGAACGUCGCUUCUCGAUGGAUCAGACUAACAGUCGGCCGUCCGUGUACUUCGAUCCGUCGCAUAACAAGAGUGCGGACAAAUUGAACGGAGAACCUUCUCGCUCUCGCAGUGGACGUUGGAUACUAGGUUUUCCAGAAACAGAGAAAGCAAGAGACGGAACCAUCUCAGGAAUCGCCAGUAGCAGUACGAAGAGCGUCCGUCGAGUGACCUCGGACGAGCAAACUCUACCAGAAGCGAUAUGGCAGAGGAUCUUGCUAGUGCGUAUCAGAGCGCAUUGGAAUGCCUGUGGCGAUUUAUGGAAGCCGGUGGGCGAGCCGAACGAGUCUGGUGGUGGAGGCGGAGGCAAGAGUGACGAGGUUAUCGAGGACUUUGGAGCCAAUUUUCCCUUUAUUGUUACUCAUGGGUUGGAGUUGGUCUGA